Messenger RNA from Camelina sativa (false flax), 596 nucleotides. RefSeq lists its product as uncharacterized. The record is from RefSeq and is a predicted model, not a curated record. NCBI's taxonomy places the organism in Eukaryota, Viridiplantae, Streptophyta, Magnoliopsida, Brassicales, Brassicaceae.
UCCUUUUACUUACUUUCUCAGAAAUUCUAACUAUAAAAAAAAAUUGGGUCACUAUAAGCAGCCAUCAUGGCUAGAGUGAUGCUAUGGUUUCUUGUUUCCUUGUAUCUAUGCCUCAUCGGCCAUAUGAUUAGCGAAGCUGCAAGAGAAGGUGCCUCCAUGAGGAAUGACGCACACUCCAGUGAGAUAGGAAGAGAAAGUGCGCUCAUGAGGAAUGAUGCACACUCCAGUGAGAAAGGAAAGAAGAGUGUCCGACACGUAUCCGGAUUUAAGGGUGAGCUCACAGCUGGUGGUUAUGGAGGGGGAGGCCCAGGCUACGGUGGUGGAUACGGGCCAGGUGGUGGUGGUGGUGGUGUUGUGAUCGGUGGUGGAUUUGGCGGUGGUACUGGGUAUGGGUCCGGUGGUGGUUUAGGUUGGGAUGGAGGCAACGGAGGAGGCGGUCAGGGAUACGGGUCAGGUGGUAUCGGAGGUGGAGUCGUCAUUGGCGGUGGAGGUGGUGGGUGUGGCGGUUCAUGCGGUGGUGGCGGAGGAGGAUAUGGACACCACGGAGCCAGCAUGAAGGAAUCAGGCAAAAACUAGAAGAAAACACAACAUGCAGC